Molecule: messenger RNA, 2087 nt
Organism: Scylla paramamosain (green mud crab)
Lineage: Eukaryota; Metazoa; Arthropoda; Malacostraca; Decapoda; Portunidae
Product: probable cytochrome P450 CYP44
Exons: 10
Coding region: 39-1739 (566 amino acids)
Molecular function (GO): heme binding; oxidoreductase activity, acting on paired donors, with incorporation or reduction of molecular oxygen; iron ion binding
Source: RefSeq, a predicted model, not a curated record
UAUGAGAUUUUGCAAUUGUUAGCCAAACAGAAGAAAGUAUGCUGCGUGCCUUGAGGUCGGUCAGGAGUGGGCUGCACGCCACCUAUCUGGAGAGCUACUUCAUCUCUCAGUGUGACAAGUUGUCUUCAAAAUGGCUUACAAGAGGCCUACAUAGCGCACCAGCAGAAGAUGUGGCGGAGGAUGCAGGAGUGACUGCAGCAGUGGGUGCUCGAAGCGGUGAACACCCAAACAAGAGCAACAGGAAUCAAGAGGUUAGGCCAUUUACCUCAAUACCAGGGCCGAAGCCUCUCCCGCUGCUGGGAAACAAGCUCUUCUUCACAACUAUAGUGGAAAGGUACUGGGAGAGUGUACAACGAAUCUACGAGAAGUAUGGUCCCGUGGUGAAAGUGGAGCGUUUCUCCGGCAGUCUGGACAUGGUGAUAGCGUUCCGCCCAGAAGACACCAGGAAAAUGUUUCAGGCAGAGGGAAUCUACCCAAUGCGCCCAGGCCUUGGCAUCCUCACCCACUACCGAUCCAAGCGUCCCCAGUGGUUCUCCUCUCCUGGCCUGGUCCCAGGGAACGGGCCAGAAUGGCGUCGCCUUCGUAGUGUCAUCCAUCCUUUGCUUCGACGAGAGGUAAUUAACUCCUACCGGCCAGCUCAGACUGAAGUUGCCAACGAUCUGGUUCGUGCUAUUGCUGCCAGUAAUCAACACAACACCAAACAAGAUCCCUCAAGACACAUAAUCUCCGACACCCUUAGUAUUCUUUUUCAUUACACUUUGGAAGCCGUUGGCGUGGUGUCUCUGGGUAUGCGUCUGGGCUGUCUCGCUUCUACCUCCGCCAACUGCCAAGCCCAAAGUAUCAUCAAAGCGAACAUAGAGGUACUGAAUGUACUCGGUGAGUCCAUGCUCCAACCGCCGCUAUACAAAUUAUUUCCGACCAGAGGUUACCGUCGCUUGAGCGCUGCUCAGGACACCAUCUGUAGGCAGGUGGAUGUGGAGGUAGCUCGGCGAAGAGAGGAGCUGGCAUUGGAUCCUGAAGGAUUUACCCAACGACAUCCCUUCCUGGCAAGCCUUAUGAACAAUCCUGACCUGUCCUCGCAAGACGUAUUCCUCCUGCUGAUUGAAACCUUACAGGGUGGUAUAGAUGCGACCGCCACCACUCUUGGGUUCUGUCUUUACUUUCUGGCGGGCCACCCUGCCGUUCAGGACAAGCUGCUGAAAGAGGUACAGCACGUCCAGCCCGAGAUCCACACUCUUCAGGGUCUGCCAUACCUGCGGGCUGUGGUGCAGGAAACACUUCGGUUGCGUCCCUCCGCUGCCGCUCGCAGCAGGGUUAUUCAGGAAGACACGAUAAUAUCCGGCUACUGUGUGCCCGCUGGGACCUUCGUCGUUUCGCCACCUAAUGUUGCAUGUUACGACCCACAAAUCUUUCCGGAGCCUGAGACCUUCAAGCCUGAUCGCUGGCUCAAGAAACGUGGCAGUGCAUUGAACACAACUGAUGUAUUGUCUAUGUCCUCAGAUGUUGAGAACAAGGCAAUUGGAGAAAAGAUUGAUCCCUAUACUGUAGUGGCCUUUGGUCAUGGGGCCCGAAUGUGUCCUGGCAGGCGUCUGGCAGAACAGGAAAUUUUUCUGGCUCUCAUACAGCUUGUCAAGUCCUACAAAAUGGAGUUGGCUCACCCAGGGAAGGUUGUUGGACAAGUGAUGAGGCUCAACAUGAUGCCGGACACCCCUCUGGCUAUCGUCUUCAUACCGCACUAGACUAGGUAACAUAUCUUUGAUUUUUCAGCAGAAAUGUGUCAUGUUGUGAACAGAUUUUUACAGUUAAUUCCACUGUCCAAGCUCAUGAUGAACUGAAUGGACUUGCUAGAGCUGCCCACAGUCAUUUCAAGAAAAUUCUGUACAACAGGGAAACUUAGCAGAAUGCUGUGAUCACUUGUUCCUUGAAGUUUUCAGUAUUUUAAUAGAUGGCACAGCAAAUGCCAUCCAUCUCUAUGCUUACAUCCAUGUGUGUACUUAAGGGUGAAAUUGUACACGGAAACUGCCAUGGCUGAGAGGCAUAUACAAAAUUACUGGUAUUUAAUACCAUGUAUAUAUAAAGGAUAAAGA